CUUGUCUGACAGUCAGAGUGACGUUGGCAACACUGCCAGCUAACGAACGAACUGUUUUAUAGUUUUUUUUACAAAAUAAAAUGAUUAAAACUAAAUAAUUGUAAGUGGCAGCUAGCCAAACGAAAACGAACAUAAAUUAAAAUUACAAACGAUUUCAGUAUGUCGAUUCCGAUAUUUUAGCCACUAACACUUAAAGCGAUAUUUACAAAGAGCGACCUUAAACUUUAGUGAAGGCUCCAAGGAAAGGGAAAGUAGCAUUUUGACAACUGAUAAUAUUUAAUAUUAGUCAUCAAUCCAUGAUUAAAAGGUAACUAGGGCAAUACGUGAACUUAUUUAUGCAAAAGAUGGCCAAGAAUCCACAAGAAGUUGUAUUUGAAGGCUGGCUAACAAAGUCACCACCAACCAAAAGAAUAUGGCGAGCUAGAUGGAGAAGGAGGUGGUUUUUGUUGACACAUUCUGGAGAACUUCCUGGUCAAUACAUUUUAACUUAUUACACAGACAGAAACUGCAGGAAACUUAAGGGUGUUAUCAAUUUGGACCACUGUGAACAGGUCGAUUUGGGGCUGAAGCUGGAUGAAAGGAAACUGAAGUUUGAUCAUGUUUUUGAUAUAAAAACUCCAACCCGUACUUAUUAUUUGGCUGCAGACACUGAGAACGAAAUGAGGUCCUGGGUGACUUGUAUUUGCAAAGUUUGUGGCCUGAAGUCCACAAGUGAGGAAGAUGCACAAAUACCAAUGCCCUGCCCAGAUGUGGAGAUUACAGAAGAACCUAAUGAAAGCAGAAGGGUAACGUUAAUGAAUAAUUUUAACGAAACCCCACCUAUCUCGCCUGUUAGUACUAGUCCAUAUAUACCCAUAUCAGAAUGUAUCACUGGGAAAUCCCCCAUUUUUGAUCCCAAGGAUUUCAAGACUCUACUGCAAUACAACAUGAAAAACGCAUUUAUAAAAUCGGAAACAAUACACCACACCAACGACAGUUACGAACUGCCCAGUAGGAACUAUUUGAAUUGUCUGAACGUCCAAGAAGAUCCUAGAUUCUAUGACUGUCCCAGAAAGUUGGCGCCACACGCUCCAAAAAACGAUAUAGACAACGAAAAAAACCAUUCGCCCUUACAAAGUCCCACAGAUUCGGAUAGCGUGUUCAAUGAUGAAGAUUGGACGCACAAUACUUCUUCCGAUUUAAAUACCUCAAAACAUACAGGACGAUCAGAAGGCAGUUCAGACGAAGGUGAAAAUCUGAUAGUCACUAAGAAAUUUACUAAAACUAAUAGCGGCGCACCACCGCCAAGGCCGCCGAAACCCGCCCAUAAAGCCUCUCUGCCAUGUUACCUUAAUCUUACCUCUACGAAAACGGAGAGGAAAGGAGAACCUGAACCUGACUCUUCGAAGCCCGCCGAGCCCCAGCAACCGCCAAAAGUCUUGACAGACGACAUGUACGACUUCCCGAGGUCGCAUCACAUAGAGAGCGAGGCUACGUUAAAGCGAAGGCAUUGUUACAACAAUGCCGCUCCUGUUCCUUGUCCUGACGGAACGAUUUUUAGAUACGAUAUUUCUCCGAAGCCUGGCACGAGUACAACGGUGUUUAGGUACGACUUAGAAGAAUCCCAAGAAGAACCUCCCUCCCCCGCCCAUUCACACUCUUCCUCGGCUCCCGCCUAUUCUAAUUUACCUAGUCCUUCUUUGAGCGCCACUCAACUAAUGCCGCCGCCCAUGGUGAACAGGGAGCUCAAACCAAGAAGAAAACUCUCCGAUUCGCACUCGAUAUCUUCCAAUCCCGAACCACCUUCUCCUCGCAAUGCCCCCUCUGUCGACAGGAAACUGAAACCUCCAACAACUCCCCUCCAGGAGGCUCACCAACGAAAACACUUCAACACAGAAGAAGACCACCGAAAAAUUCGCGCCGCUCCUAGCCCCGUUCCCCCCAAUUUGGGUCGGUCCCAUGACAGCCUUCUGACACAAACCGAAGAACAGGUCUAUCAUCAUCUGGCCGGCAAAAUGCAGUACUUGGACCUCGAUCUCGACGGUUCGACAGCCAGUUUCUCGAGUCACAGUACAAAAACGCCGCCCGUGAAGCACCAGGAAGACACCGUGUAUAAGAAAGUCGAUUUCAUGAAAACUCAGGCGUUCAAUAUCACAAGAAACAUUUUGGAGAAGGAGCGACAAGAACCGCUGACAUUCGUCAAGAAAUGAUAGAGCGACAAUAGGUUUCUUUUUAAUUUUUCUAUUGGUACGUGUGCUGUGUUUAGAAAUACGUUUUGAUAUUAUUUGGAUGGAUGAAGGUUUUUGAAAGAUUGAAUGGUAAAAUGCUGGAGUGGGUAUUAAGAUGGCUGCCUCGUAUUAAUACCCUGAACAUUGUUUUCGGCGACAUCGUAUAUAUCGCACAUAUUUUUUUCAACAUGAUUAAUAAUUAAGUCAGUAGUUUUAGUAUACCAGAUUUCAAAUGAAUGAAAUGCUGAUUAAAUCGGAAGUUUAAAUGUAUUGAAUAUUAAAUUUAAUUAAAAACCGUUUUAUAAUGUCACAGGAUGAUCAAAAUUUUUGAUUUUGAUAGUAGUUCAAAAGUAUUGAAAGAUAAAACCUGCCGAUUCAGGUGGUAGGUCAAAUGUACCAGAUGAUAAAUUGCAUUUUAAAUGGAUGCACGAUGAUGUACAAGGUACAAGUUGCUGAAAAAAAAAAUACAAAUAAUUUUGAAUUCAUUAAUUGCAGUAGUUCAAAUGUAUAUCGGAGAAACCGACAGCUAUUUGUUUAAUUUUUAACUUUUUUAUUUGAAGAUAUAGAAUAACUCAUUAGGGUGGUAUUUAUAAUAAUAAUAAUAAUAAUAAU
Psylliodes chrysocephalus is the source of this 2819-nucleotide messenger RNA. The record is from the annotation of a GenBank genome assembly. NCBI's taxonomy places the organism in Eukaryota, Metazoa, Arthropoda, Insecta, Coleoptera, Chrysomelidae.